GGAUGUCGGUUAGUUUAGCUUAGAACGUUGCCGAGUGCAGUCCGCGCUCAUUCGUCGGGAAGCUAGUCGAAAGCGUUAGCUUAGUUAGGAGACAGUGUGUCAAAGAGCCUUAAUCUGUCGAGGCCCUUGUCGGUGGUGAACUUUUGUUGGUGGGGAAGCUUAUUUCCUGUUUGACCUGCCGCAAUUUCCGGGGCGGAUAGGUCAACGCGUGUGUUUCGGUCGAUCAGUUCUUGGAAACGCUGCGGUUACGCAUCCCGCUCCGGUGUUAAUUCCGGUUGCAGUUUACGUUUCUAUUAAUGGAUUUCCAGUGGUGAACGAGUGACAACAAAAAAUCGGAUAAAAUGAAUAAAUUUUAUGCGAUUUUUAUGCUAAUCAUUCUGAUCGCCCUCACAGUUGAGCCCGGUCAUGGUAUCAAGUGCUACAACUGUGAUUCGACCAGCAAGGAGGACUGCACGGAGAUAAGGAAAAACACCGGAAUCAUCGCGGAGACGUGCACUCCCAGCAUAAUGGCAUCGACAACGGGCAAUUGGCUGGCGGAUUUGACCCGGAUUGAAUACUUUGGCGGAGCUGAGAUUACGGUCCCGAUGGUAUGUCAGAAGAUUGUGGCAACCAAUGAAAAUGGCGACACAAUGACCUACCGAGGUUGUCAGCUGGACGGAGGCAAAACGGAUCCCUGUCAGAUUGCAUUUGGUAAGGCCAAACUGCAGCGAGGUGUCAACAUCGAGCACUGUUCGAUCUGUAAGGAUGACGAAUGCAACGGUGCCUUCAGCAUGAUCCGAGCAAGUAGCCGCACAAUCCUAGCCACUGGAGCAAGCUUGCUAAUUGUGGCCAUCGCCAACAGAAUGCUAUUUUAAGGUUGUGUACAAUGCUUGUGGUAGACAAAACGAUUCAUGUUUCAACAACGCUAGAGAAUAGAUCGGUUUUUAUAUGACAUACAAUGAUAUUCACGUUUAGCGAAAAUAUAAUUAAUAAAAAUUGCAUACGGCUAGGAAACACUUGCUGUGUAAAUAACCUACUCAUAGAGUGUAGAUUCGCUUGAUAUUAAUAACUUGACCUUUAUGGUUACCAACGUUCAUAAAUGUCUUUAGAAUUUCAAUACUAUUUUUAAGGAAACCAAACAAGCAUCACUGGUGAAACAAUAACGAUAAGUAAGCCCAACUUAGAGUUUAGAAAAUAAUUACGAUAUUUGAUUACGAAUAAAGAAGGCAAGCCGUAAACACGUCACGUAUUUAAUGAAAUAUAUUUAAUAACUCGAUAAAUAUAUUCACGCAUAUGCCUUCAUUGUAAACCCGCAAGGAGAUUUGUACAAUUGAUUUUACGUUAAGAAAACUCGUUCGGACAUGAUGUCAACUGUAUGCACAAGCAGAUGCUAAAACGGUGAUUUAAAAACGCUUCAUCAGUAUAAAUAAACCCAUAUAGCGUUAGACAGAUUACUGUUUGUAUCAUAAGGCUAUCCAUUACUUAAACUUAACUGUACUAAAUUUAUAACAAUCUAAACGCCCGGAAUCCGUUGACAACAGUCAACGGAAAAUAAUAGUAAAAUCUUAUAAAACAAUCGCAGACCCAUAUCUCACGAUCAAAAUCAAUGUCACUCUAUAAAACUACAUCUCAAAUCAAAAUAUUCUACGAAUCCAAUUUAUUUCUUCUUUGCACCAACAGUCAACUUUGUUCCGCUACCGAAUAAGAGUUGAAACGAAACCCAGAAUCAAAUAUCUACUGUUAACCUCUAAUCAAAACCAGUUUCUCAUUGAAUUUCUCACAUAUUUGCACUAAAAAGGAAUUCUAGACUCAAGCAACUACAAUAGACGAUAAGCGUUUGUUUAAAUGCUGCACUUUUUCUUGGCAUUUCUAACCAUUCAGCAAAGAACACAAAUUGAUAAAAUUAAUUAACAAUACAUAUGCAAUAUGAAGUAUAGUAACAUUCGACAAAUAAUGGAAUAAUGGUUAGUGAACGUAGAACGAAGCAGAAGUAGGCAAUCUAUGUAAAGUGAAAGAGUAAAAAAAAACUUUGUUAUAGGACUAGCCGAGGUGUGAAGCAUCAUCGAAUUGACUUAAACUAGCAAUAUAAAUAAAUCAAAGCUGUAACAAUCCCCAGAAAACAGAACAAAACCGUUGAAAAAUAAACGAACCAAUAUUCCCCUCUUAACGGCCCGACUAGGAAACUAGCUGUCGUAACACGACACCAGUCGGUAGUA
Molecule: messenger RNA, 2195 nt
Organism: Aedes aegypti (yellow fever mosquito)
Lineage: Eukaryota; Metazoa; Arthropoda; Insecta; Diptera; Culicidae
Exons: 5
Coding region: 342-854 (170 amino acids)
Biological process (GO): positive regulation of voltage-gated potassium channel activity; regulation of synaptic transmission, cholinergic; sleep
Source: RefSeq, a predicted model, not a curated record